CAGAAAAGAGGAGGGGAUCAUUAUUUUGAAUUUGGCUAAACGGAUCCUCUUUGAGGUUGCACACGCAGUGGGCUCCCAGUCUAUCUCCCAGUCUCUUUCCAUUUGGGGUGGUCAAUACUCAAGCAGGUUUAUUAAUCCUGAAGACCUCAGUGUGUUAAGCUUUGCCACCACCACAGUGCCUCUCAGGAUGCACAGCUUUAUGGGAGGGGGUCUUUUCUGUGCCUUCGUGGGCAACAUCCUGUUGGUGGUCUCCACGGCGACGGACUACUGGAUGCAGUACAGACUGUCUGGCAGCUACGCUCAUCAGGGCUUGUGGAGAUACUGUAUGUCUGGCAAAUGCUACACGCAGACGGACAGUAUUGCUUACUGGAAUGCAACGCGUGCCUUCAUGAUCCUCUCUGCAAUGUCGUGUUUUGCGGGAAUCAUCGCAGGCAUCCUGUCCUUCGUGCACUUCUCCGCCUUUGAGCGGUUCAACCGUUCCUUUGCAGCAGGGAUCAUGUUUUUUGUUUCCACUCUCUUUGUGCUGCUUGCCAUGGCGAUCUACACCGGUGUGACGGUGAACUUCCUAGGAAAACGCUUCGGCGAUUGGCGUUUCUCCUGGUCCUACAUACUGGGCUGGGUCGCUUUACUCAUGAACUUUUUUGCAGGUAUAUUUUACAUGUGUGCCUACAGGAUGGAUGAAUGCCGAAGAGUGGUUGGCCCUCGCUAAAUUGAAAACGAAGCAAACACUGAAGUGCCUAAACAUUCAUUGUAUCUGUCUGGAUGUCUGAAUAUUAGGGGGGGGGGGGUACUGAUCAGGUACUUAAGACUUAAGAUAGGAAGUUGUCUGUAAUACACCCCUAGAUCUUAAUUUAAAAGUAACAGUAAACGUUGAAGCCAAAGAUGGUGCAGUUUUUCUGUAUCUUUUAGCAGCAUUUAUUUAGCCUCUGUCUGAAACCCACAUCAAUAUAAUAUGAAAUAAUAAUUUAAGAUGAAGUGCAAAUUAAUCCCCAAUCCAUAAUAAAAACUCAUGCAAUCAUAUUUCAUCCACAAAGUGACAAAAAUCUCCAAUAAAAUGAAAGACUAUUCUCU
Molecule: messenger RNA, 1071 nt
Organism: Xyrauchen texanus (razorback sucker)
Lineage: Eukaryota; Metazoa; Chordata; Actinopteri; Cypriniformes; Catostomidae
Product: lens fiber membrane intrinsic protein-like
Exons: 5
Coding region: 188-709 (173 amino acids)
Cellular component (GO): plasma membrane
Molecular function (GO): structural constituent of eye lens
Source: RefSeq, a predicted model, not a curated record